Molecule: messenger RNA, 6857 nt
Organism: Culicoides brevitarsis
Lineage: Eukaryota; Metazoa; Arthropoda; Insecta; Diptera; Ceratopogonidae
Gene: Dscam1
Product: cell adhesion molecule Dscam1
Exons: 25
Coding region: 600-6842 (2080 amino acids)
Biological process (GO): homophilic cell-cell adhesion; axon guidance; dendrite self-avoidance
Cellular component (GO): plasma membrane; axon
Molecular function (GO): cell-cell adhesion mediator activity
Source: RefSeq, a predicted model, not a curated record
UUAAAUGCGAUCCUGUUUAUCGUCGGUCGUGCGUAUUUUAAUUAAAUUCUGUGGAAAUUCGGGCGAUUUUUCCCUCAAAUUCGGGUAAAACGUGUGUCUAACGGUCGUAUGUGUCGUUUUCCGUGAGAAUUUCACUUUUCCACAGGAUCCGAUUUGCAUCACAGAAAGCCCCCUUCGGAAAGGGCGGCCUCGCGUUCCCUCGUCACCGAAUCUAGCAGAAAAUCAUCACUUCGUCGCAUCCAGCUUGGAUUUAAUUCACCAAAAUAAUAUCUCAACGAGUGCAUAAGAGAGUAUUAGAAGAAAAAUAAAUAUUUUAAUCAAAGCAUACACACGGAGCAGCGACAAAAAUCAUAAAAUUACGUGUGUUGGUGUAGUAAAUAAAUUUAUUAUAUGUGUGUAAAGUGUUUGUAAUCUCACAUAGAAUUUGAGAAAUAUCAUAUUCAAAGUGUUCGUGUAUUAAAAAAAAUUAAAAUAUUAAAAUUAAGGCGACUAAGAUCUUCAGUGAUAACGAAAAUCUAGAUAAAAGAUAAAAAGAAAUUAAGAAGAAGAGAGAAAAAAAAAUAAAAAUUAAGAAAGCAGAGCAAAACAAAGUCGCCAAAAUGAAGUGUUUUAUAAUAUAUUGGAUGUGGACGGUAAUUUUUAUAUUACCGGGCCUCAUUGAUAAUUCAAUUGGUGUAGUUGCCGUCAACAGCAACGAAGCUGACUUAAAAGGACCCGUUUUUACCAAAGAACCACUCAACCGUAUUGACUUUUCGAACUCUACUGGCGCCGUCGUCGAAUGUCGUGCAAGCGGAAAUCCCCCGCCGGAGAUCAUUUGGAUACGUUCGGAUAGCGGCACCGCCGUCGGAGACGUACCCGGAUUACGUCAAGUACUCUCCAAUGGCAAUUUGGUGUUCCCACCGUUCCGCGCCGAGGAUUAUCGUCAGGAAGUUCACGCUCAAGUUUACGCAUGCAUGGCAAAGAAUAGCAUUGGUUCCAUCAUUUCGCGCGACGUUCAUGUCAGAGCUGCGAUCAUUCAGUACUACGAUACCGAUGUAAUUAAAGAGUUUGCCAUUCGUGGCAAUUCGGUUGUCAUGAAGUGUCAGAUCCCCUCGUUCGUUCAAGAUUUUGUCACUGUUGUCUCGUGGCACACCGACCAGAAUGAAACUUUCUAUCCUGGCCGUGAAAUUGACGGUAAAUACUUGGUUUUGCCAUCUGGUGAGUUGCACAUCAAGGAAGUUGGCCCGGAAGACGGUUACAAGAGCUACCAAUGUCGUACCAAGCAUCGUUUGACUGGCGAAACUCGUUUAAGCGCCACCAAAGGUCGUCUCGUCAUCACAGAACCAAUCGGUUCAAGACCUCCCACGUUUUCAACCGACUCAAAGGGUAGCAUUUUUGUGCGUGCCACAAACUCAAGUUUUGCUCUCUUGUGUCAAGCUCAGGCUUGGCCUGUAGGAGUUUUUAAAUGGUACAAAUACAUCGAAGGUACUACCCGCAAAUCCGCCGUUGUCUUGGAUGAUCGCGUCAAACAAGUGUCUGGAACACUUAUUAUCAAAGAUGCCGUUGUCGAGGAUUCCGGAAAAUAUUUGUGCGUCGUAAAUAACUCCGUUGGCGGUGAAAGUGUCGAAACCGUAUUGACUGUAACUGCCCCGCUCUCCGCAAAGGUCGAUCCCCAAACGCAGGUCGUUGAUUUUGGGCGUCCCGCAGUUUUCACGUGUCACUUUUCCGGAAAUCCCAUCAAGACUGUUAGCUGGACCAAGGAUGGCAAGUCGAUUAAACACUCAGAUCCGGUUUUGAGAAUCGAAUCUGUCAAGAAGGAGAACAAGGGAAUGUACCAAUGCUUUGUCCGCAACGAUCAAGAAAGUGCUCAAGCUAGUGCUGAAUUGAAAUUGGGAGGUCGUUUUGAUCCGCCAGUCAUUCAGGAAGCGUUUAAUGAGGAAACUCUCCAUCCUGGACCAUCUGUUUUCUUGCGGUGUAUCGCUCACGGAAAUCCCACACCUGAAAUUUCAUGGGAACUUGAUGGCAAGAAAAUCGCAAAUAAUGAACGGUAUCAAGUAGGACAAUAUGUGACGGUAAAUGGAGCAGUUGUGUCAUAUUUGAAUAUUACAUCGGUGCAUACUAAUGACGGAGGAUUGUAUAAAUGUACAGCUUCAAGCAAGGUCGGCACAGUUUCCCACGAAGCAAAAUUAAACAUCUACGGCUUACCAUUCAUCCGUUCAAUGGAAAAGAAACCAAUCGUCGCUGGAGAAACUUUAGUCGUUACCUGUCCCGUUGCUGGUUACCCCAUCGACUCGAUCGUCUGGGAACGUGAUAAUCGUCCAUUGCCCAUCAACAGAAAGCAAAAAGUCUUCCCCAACGGAACAUUGAUCAUCGAAAACGUCGAACGUAACUCCGAUCAAGCAACAUAUACUUGCGUGGCGAAAAAUAGCGAAGGUUACAGCGCACGCGGAACACUCGAAAUCCAAGUCAUGGUCCUUCCACAUAUUCUUCCGCUCACGUUUGGAGACGAAAUUUUGAAUGAAGGUGACACAGCGUCAGUAUCUUGUCUCGCUGCAAAGGGCGAUAUGCCCAUCGGUUUGACAUUUUAUCACAACGGAGAACCUGUAAUCGACGAAAAUGGCAUAACCGUGUUAAAAAGUCCAAAAAUGAUCGCUUUAACGAUCGAAAAUCUUCGUGCCGAACAUCAAGGAAAUUAUACUUGCAGAGCUUCGAAUCGAGCGGGACAAGUUGAAUACUCAGCUGAACUAAACAUUAAUGUACCCCCAAGAUGGAUUCUUGAACCCACUGACAAAGCCUUUGCUCAAGGUUCAAACUCCAAAGUUGAAUGCAAAGCCGAUGGAUUCCCCAAACCACAAAUUACAUGGAAGAAAGCUGUUGGCGACACACCUGGGGAAUACAAGGAUUUGCGUCAAAAUGAAACGACAAUUCGCGUUGAUGAUGGAGGCGCCUUGUUAAUCGAAAACAUUCAAAAAACCAAUGAAGGAUACUAUUUGUGCGAAGCCAUUAACGGUAUCGGAUCUGGAUUGAGUGCCGUUAUCUUGAUUAGUGUUCAAGCUCCGCCAGAAUUUUCGGAGAAAUUACGCAACCAAACUGCCCGACGUGGUGAACCUGCGGUCUUACAAUGCGAAGCAAAGGGCGAAAAGCCAAUCGGCAUCUUGUGGAACAUGAAUAACAUUCGUUUGGACCCCAAAUCGGACAAUCGUUACACAAUUCGUGAAGAAAUCUUGCAAGAUGGCGUCAUGUCGAGCUUAUCCAUCAAACGUACGGAACGUGCUGACUCUGCGUUGUUUACUUGCAUGGCUACGAACGCUUUUGGCAGCGAUGACACAAGUAUCAACAUGAUAAUUCAAGAAGUUCCCGAAAUGCCGUAUGCCUUGAAGGUCUUGGACAAAUCUGGCAGAACUAUCUCACUCAGUUGGGCGAAACCCUAUGACGGAAAUUCACCAAUUAAGCGUUAUUUGAUUGAAUUUAAGCGCAUGAGAGGCAGCUGGGACACCGAUAUUGAUCGCGUUAUCGUACCAGGUCACACAAACGAAGCACAAGUACAGAAAUUGAGCCCCGCAACGACUUACAACAUCCGCAUCGUCGCUGAAAACGAAAUUGGCGUCUCAGAUUCGUCUGAAGUUGUUACAAUUAUCACGGCGGAAGAAGCUCCCUCUGGCAAACCACAAAAUAUCAAGAUUGAACCGAUGAAUCAGACAGCGUUGCUCGUUACAUGGAAGCCUCCAUUGAAAAAUGACUGGAAUGGCGAACUCCAAGGAUACUAUGUCGGACACAAACUCAGCUCAAGUAACUCUUCGUUCAUUUACGAGACUGUCAGUUUCCAACAAGAUGGCGAAAAUAAGGAACACAGCUUGGAAAUCACGAAUCUCAAGACUUACACGCAAUAUUCGGUUGUUAUUCAGGCAUACAAUAAGAUUGGCGCAGGACCUGUCAGUGAUGAAGAACGACAAUAUACAGCGGAAGGCACGCCAGAUCAACCUCCAAGUGACACAAGUUGCACAACAUUGACUUCGCAAACGAUUCGUGUCUCAUGGGUCAGUCCUCCAUUGGAAUCAGCAAAUGGCGUUAUCAAGGGAUACAAAGUUGUUUAUGCUCCAAGCGAAUUAUGGCAUGACGAUAAGAACAAGGAUUACAAGAAAACCGCUUCAAGUGACACAGUUUUGCAUGGUUUGAAGAAAUACACAAACUACACAAUGCAAGUUCUCGCACAAACUUCGGGAGGCGAUGGUGUUCGAUCUGCUCCUAUUCACUGUCAAACCGAACAAGAUGUUCCUGAAGCCCCAACUGCCGUAAAAGCCCUUGCAAUGUCCGGCGGAGCGAUUCUCGUGUCAUGGCGUCAACCUGCCAACCCGAACGGUAUCAUCCUCCAAUACACGGUCUACGUCAAGAGUACCAAAGAUGGCGAAACCAAGAGUCACAAAGUUCCUGCCUACCAAAUGAGUUACGAAGCCGCUGCCCUCGACAAAGAUCAACCCUACGAAUUCUGGGUAACUGCCAGCACAAUAAUUGGCGAAGGACAAUCAUCGAAGAGCAUUGUUGCGAUGCCCAGCGAAAAAGUACCUGCCAAAAUUGCAUCGUUCGACGAAACCAUAACUGCCACGUUUAAGGAAGAUGUCAAGCUCGAGUGUCAAGCUGUUGGUGUCCCAACGCCCGAUAUCACGUGGAAGAUUCGCGGAUCAGAAUUUGUGCCAUCAGAUCGAAUUCGUCAGUUGCCCGAAGGGUCGUUGUACAUCAAGAAUGUCAUUCGACAGGAUAGCGGAGAAUAUACUUGCACUGCCGAAAAUUCCAUUGCCAAGGAUUCAAUAACGCACAAAUUGAUUGUUUUGGCGCCGCCACAAUCGCCCAUCUUGACAUUGACUUCGACCACGACGGAUGCGUUAACGUUGAAAUUGAAACCGCAUGAUGGAGAUAUGGCUCCGUUACAUGGAUACACGUUGCAUUACAAGCCUGAAUUUGGAGAAUGGGAAACGAUUGAUGUUGCGUUAGAUGCCCCCAAAUAUACUGUCGAUAAUUUGUAUUGCGGAUCACGGUAUCAAGUGUACUCGACUGCUUAUAAUUCCAUUGGCGCCGGCGAGCCUUCGGACAUUUUGAAUACACGCACAAAGGGAUCCAAACCAAUUUUGCCAGACAAAACGCGAUUCAUUGAGGUUUCAUCGAAUUCUAUUACUCUUCAUUUGCCCUCAUGGAAAGAUGGAGGUUGUCGUAUGUCACAUUUCGUCGUUGAACACAAACGAAAGGAACAAACCGAAUGGAACCAAAUCUCCAACAACGUCAAGCCAGGCGGCAAUUUCGUCGUACUUGAUCUCGAACCCGCAACAUGGUACAAUCUACGUGUCACUGCUCACAACAGUGCAGGUUUCACAGUAGCUGAAUACGAAUUUGCUACAUUAACUGCAACCGGUGGGACCAUUGCACCCUCACUUAGUAUUCCCGAUUUAACCGCUGAGGACACUAUUCGUUUGAUUCUGUCUAACUUGAAUCUGUUGGUACCCACCGUAGUAGCUGUCCUUGUAAUUAUAAUCUUCAUUAUUGUCAUCUGUGUACUGCGUAGCAAAGGCAACAAUAUGAAAGGUACAAUUGCGCCAGCGAUUGAAAUUCAUCAGCCGGGCAUGCGUGGCUACAUGCCCUGGAUACCCGAAUGGCUCGAUCUCAACGUGAUGGUGCCGCUAAUUGCGACAAUUAUUGUCGUGACGGUCGGCAUUCUCGUCAUUUGCGUGGCAUUUACACGAAGACGCGGCGACGACAUGCGAAACGGACCCAAAGAUGUCUACUACGACGUCGUUUAUAAUCAAUCAAUGGGAGGCCCAGGCGCGACAACUAUCGACAAACGUCGUCCCGAUUUACGCGAUGAACUUGGAUAUAUUGCACCACCAAAUCGCAAACUUCCUCCCGUACCUGGCUCGAACUACAACACGUGUGAUCGCAUCAAACGAGGAACUGUCAUAAGUCGCAGUAUGAGAUCUGCGAACUCGACAUGGGACCCAAGAAAACCAAUUUAUGAAGAAUUACGCGAUGCCCCGCCAGUUCCAAAGCGUUUCAAGGAUUACGGAGCCAAAGAAUGUUUCCAUCCUCAUCAGCCAGGCAUGGAAGAUGAAAUCUGUCCUUAUGCCACUUUCCAUUUGCUCGGCUUCCGCGAAGAAAUGGAUCCCACAAAAGCCAUGAACUUCCAAACGUUCCCCCAUCAAAACGGUAACAUGGGCACAAUGGGCCCCAACGGAAGCAUGCCAAUGCCGGGACACGUUCAUUCUCGCUCCGGCUCUCAAUCAAUGCCCCGCGGAAACCGAUAUGCACGCAAGAAUAGCCAAGGAGGACAAAGCUCUAUCUACCAACCGGCACCGGAAUACGAUGAUCCAGCAAACUGCGCUGAAGAGGAUCAAUAUCGUCGCUACACUCGCGUUAAUGGAGGAGGCUCAAUGUACGGCGGACCCGAAUAUGACGAUCCAGCCAACUGCGCUGAGGAAGAUCAAUACCAAUCGCAAUAUGGAGGAUCUUAUGGACGACCAUACGAUCACUAUGGCUCACGAGGCUCUAUUGGUAAUCUUAACCAAGGAUCUGCUCGUAAUUUGCAAAAUGGUUCUCCUGAACCUCCCCCACCCCCGCCAAGAAACCACGACGCUAGUUCAUCAUUCAAUGAUUCCAAAGAAAGCAACGAAAUUUCCGAAGCCGAAUGUGAUAGAGAUAAUGGACCUCGAGGAAAUUAUGGCGCUGUACGAUCGCCACGUACAAAUCAAAAUGACAAAGUUCAUACUGAAGAAGUCAGAAAAUUGUUAGAAAGAAACGAAGUCGGCCCCAAGUACGCCCAACAACAAACCGGCGCCCCCACCACAGGACUCACAGCCUACGAUACUAUGGCAGUGUAAUUUAUAAACUAAACG